Molecule: messenger RNA, 1728 nt
Organism: Microthlaspi erraticum
Lineage: Eukaryota; Viridiplantae; Streptophyta; Magnoliopsida; Brassicales; Brassicaceae
Source: the annotation of a GenBank genome assembly
AUGACUGAAGAACAAGACCUCAUCGACCAAUCACCACCGCCUUCGGCACCCGACCCUGGACCCAACCCAACCCCGAAUCCGAAUUCAGUAAUCCAUCCGAGGCGUGUGUCUUUCGAGCACGGACUCCUCCCGAUCCAGAAGCUCGUUUUCACCGACCCGAUCCAAACCCUAGCUCCCGUCAAGCAGAAGCUAACGGAUGCCGCUUCCAAUAACCGCGUUGGAUCGGCUGCAGUCGCCGACGUUCUCCAGAUCUCCGGUGACCACGCGCGUCUCGUUCUCGAGACUCUCGGUUCGGUGCUUCAUUUAGAGUCCGACCCUCUGGUUCGAGCGAAACCGGAGGAAGUUGAUUCCGCCGGAGCUGAUUUGCGGGAUCUAAUUCUGUUCCUCUACAUUCAAUCGUAUAAGAAAUUGCUGCCGAGGACGCACAAGGAUUCCGCUGCGGUGGCCGAUGUAUGGCCAUCGACUUCCGCUUUUGAUGGUUACUUGUCGGCGUUAUCGCCAAUUCAGCUUGUUCGCAGCAACAGCCGUCGCUUUAUGCCAUCGCAAGCAGAUGAUGAAGCUCAUCAAUUAUCAUAUCUGCAGAAACAUUUAGCAAACAUCAUUUCUCUCCUUGCAGAGCCUGUGGAAGGUGAAGGAGAAGAAUCAUUGGUUCUCUCUAUGGAGGCUUUUGAGCAUCUGGGUUUUCUUGUUCAGUUUGGUGAUAAGGGAUCGGAUGUAUCUCCAUUGAGCCAAGCUACUCCUUUUUUUGCAAAUUCUGAUCCGGAUAUGCCCGCUGUUCCAGUUCCUGCUUCCCAAGUGCAUGACUGGCUUCUGCAAAACAUAGCUUCCGCUUUAGAAAGCAUUACGGAGAGAAUUUCUGGGAAAGAGAAUGGGCCUUCUAGCGCCUCUGAUCAAGAUGAUGCGAUGUCAGAUGCUUGUGCUGCUCCGAACAAGGUUGCACCUAGUGGUAGAGGCCCGUGUUUAAUCGAAGGAGUCUCUAAGACUUCACUUGUUAAGCAGGCCUCCGAUCUUAGGGGUAGAUCUGUGAAGGUUGUCAAUUGCCAUGAUUCUGUGAUUUAUCUUUUAGCGCCAUUGAGAUAUGCAACUGUGCAUGGAUGUUCUGAUACUACUAUAGUUCUGGGAGCUGUUGGCAAGGCAUUAAGAGUUGAGCACUGUGAGAGAGUUCAUGUGAUUGCAGCUUCCAAACGAGUGUGCAUCGCCAACUGCCGUGAAUGUGUAUUCUUCUUGGGAGUCAACCAGCGACCGCUGAUUGUUGGUGAUAACCACAAACUGCAGGUCGCUCCAUAUAAUUCAUAUUACUCUCAUUUGGAGGAGCACAUGCGGGAGGUAGGGGUUGAGCCAACAAUCAACAAAUGGGACAAACCAUUGGCACUAGGAGCAGUGGAUCCACACGACUCACUGUCACAUCCUGCUGGUGUCGCUGAUGCACAAGCCGAAUCAGCCGCUUGUGUAGACCCUGACCAGUUCAUUAACUUUUUGAUCCCAAACUGGUUUAGCGGCGAGGAGAUUGGUUCCACGAAAGACAAUCCAUUUCCAUUGCCAGAUCCUUAUAUGGCAGCUCAGCAGAGAAACGUUAAAAACUUUGAAGAAACAAGACGAUCGUUAAGAGAAACGCCUCUGGAAGAAAACCGGAAAAAGGAGCUAUCAAGCGCACUUCAUGUCUAUUUCAAAGACUGGCUCUAUGCAAGUGGAAAUAUAAGGCAACUCUACUGCCUACAAGGUGACUAA